Molecule: messenger RNA, 1991 nt
Organism: Cherax quadricarinatus
Lineage: Eukaryota; Metazoa; Arthropoda; Malacostraca; Decapoda; Parastacidae
Gene: Dnaaf6
Product: Dynein axonemal assembly factor 6
Biological process (GO): axonemal dynein complex assembly
Cellular component (GO): cytoplasm
Molecular function (GO): protein-folding chaperone binding; dynein intermediate chain binding
Source: RefSeq, a predicted model, not a curated record
AUUAUAAUUGUCUACUGAUUACUAAAAACUCUUUAAUUCGGUGUUACUUCUUACUACAAAUGCAUACACCAGAGGUUAAAAUACGUUUAAAAAAUUAUAUAGCAAUAAGUCGAUUAAAUAUAAUGAUGCAACACUCCAUUCAGAGAUUAAAGAAAAGCGCGGGCAAAUGUUAGUGACAUUCAAGAAUUCUUGAGGUCAUGAAAAAUUUAUAAAUCAAAAGUCAUAUUUUGCGCAUCGUAAGUUAUUAGACACAUGGCCUUUACGCAUUCAUGAUGCUACAAAAUGAAAAUAUAAAAAUAUUUAUGAUCCCUGAGGAAAUGAGGGAGCUGGUUGCCAUAGUAACCAGGACGCGCUGGCCUCUGUAGUGUUCAUGAAUAGGUUAACGUAGCUGGUUAGGACGUGGAACUGCUAAUACUCGUCUUGACGUUCAAGAAGACGAAAGAACCCACUACAUCUGAGGAAGAUCGUGAGAGUUGGUGCAUUAGGUCAUGGAUGUGUGAGUCACUGUUGAGGGCACGACAUUAUUUGAGUGUGAGCUGGUGCUUGAGCGAGAGGAAGUGUUAGGGAGAAAAUCAUAGUCGUUUGAGAGUAAUGAGUGAUGGAUGGGGUGUGGACAUGCGGGCACUCGCCUCUCUCCUCAGGUCUGAAGAAGACGUCCAUGUUGACGAGGAGGAGGCGACAGCCUCGACCUUGUCUGAAUUAACCCCAGGUGAUCUGGCUGGUAGCUACAUCAGCAGCGGGGCACCGAUUACCAGAUCAUCACCUAAGGUCAUCAGGUCACCAGCGAAGGACAACACUGAUCUAUUAGGUGACAUUUGGGAGGUGGAGGAGGUGAGAUCAGGUCAGAGUGAUGAAGCCAGUGACCCUCGACCCCCACCAGAGUACCAGGUCACAUUCAGGCACAGAGUGUCUGCCAGCCACAUCUUCCUCCCAGUGAGUGUGGCUGGGGAAGAGGACGUGGUGGUGAGAGUGCUUCUGCCGGGGACACUACUGACGCAGAUUACUCUUGAAGUCACUUCUACUAUCUUCCGUCUGGCCUCUCCUUCCCAUUACCUCCACAUACCUCUUCCUCGCCCAGUUCUUCAACGUGAGGGCGUGGCCACCUGGGACCCCUCUACCUAUACCCUCACAGUCACUCUACCCACAGCCCAGUGUACACUACUUACCCCCAUCAAAUAAUAUUCCUGUGAGGAAACUGGACCAGUUCCUGCAGAAACUGCCUGAUCAGCCAGGCUGUGAUGCUUAUAUGGACCUACCACUCUAGUCAGCAGGAGCCUCGUUCACACUGCUCUAUCAUCUACAUCUUGGUCCAAAUAGACACAGGAAGGUUCGCUAACCACAUACGAUAAUUUUAUCUUUUAGGAAUAUAAGAGGGCGAUGAUAUGCAAAGAUUCUUAUAUUUUGAAACUUGGAGGCUUUGGUACUAAAAUUAUGUCAAGAUACAUAAUAUAAGGGUUGUAAUCACAGCUUAUAAUCCUUAUAUGAUUCAUUAUAGAAAUGAAGAACUUGACAAUUAAUAGGCCACUAGAAAUCAACCUAUGGGCCACAUAUGGCCUGUGGGUGGACAGCUCUGACCUUGCUGGUCAGUUGCUUACCAGGGAUGUGACCAGGAGAGUAGAACAACUCUAGAAGCAGGUCACAGGUAUCAUCACUCAACUGACCAUACCCAUAUCAGCAACAGUCUUCGAAUGUAGAGCCCUGACCUUUAGGUAUUUAAACUGUUUGAUGCUGAAAUAUUUAAUGUGUUUACGACUUUUGAAAGAAAUUAAGUUUUCUUUUAAAUCUGUUGAUAUUUGUUACAAGUAUUGUUAGAUAAAUUAUUGUUCUACAGAAAUGAUUUAUGCCAGUAAUGUUUUAAAAGAAUGUAAAUUUAUUAUAUGUUGAAGGAGAGAAGUUAUAUGCUGUAUCCCGUUUUUCUGUAUAAGAUAUUUAAAGAUUUAUAAUAAAGAGGGCUUUAAACAGAUAUGACAAUCACAAUAGUUUAUAUAAAA